Messenger RNA from Phacochoerus africanus (Common warthog), 3857 nucleotides. It is a transcript of the gene C13H13orf46, whose product is annotated as chromosome 13 C13orf46 homolog. NCBI's taxonomy places the organism in Eukaryota, Metazoa, Chordata, Mammalia, Artiodactyla, Suidae. The record is from RefSeq and is a predicted model, not a curated record. Bases 1748 to 2743 code for a protein of 331 amino acids. The transcript has 7 exons.
GACAUAUCUGUGAUGACAGGUGAGGCCCCCUGACAGCAGACGAGGUCCCUCACGUGACAGGUGAGGGUCCCAGGACAACAGGUGAGGCCUCCCUGAUGACAAAUGAGGCCCCCCUGACGACAGGUAAGGCUCCUCUGAUGCCAGGUGAGGCCCUUCUGAUCACUAGUGAGGUCCCCCUGAUGACAGGUGAGGUCCAGUUGUAGGGCUUUGGGUCGAGCUGGAAACCACGAUGCUCUCUGGGUGGGAAGAUGUGAAGCCAGGCGCUGGAAGAGCCGUGGGCACCAGUGUGGGCAGAGAUGGGUAUCCACCUGGAGGAGGAUGGGAAAGGCAGUUCCAUCACAAGCUCCUUUUCCCAGAACAAAGCAGUGGGCUCGAGGGCCCUCUGGACAGGGGAGGGGGAGCACACCCCCCGGGGCAAAAACGCAUCUUCUCAUCUCCUUUUUCCAGUGUUUCCUCCAUUUGGCUUCCAUCCGGCUCUCUUUUUAUUUCUAGCUGGAGUCUACUGGUGUGAGAUGCUCACAGAGGAGGGACCAAGGCCCAAGAAGCUCUGCCCUGUGGAGGGACAGGGGCGGGGGUGCUGAGAAGACAGAACCAGGGAGUGGGGAGCCAGGAGCUGCUCUUCCAGGACCCCAUGACAGGUCACAGUGGGCUUUUGGGACCCCAAUCUGUAUCCACUGGCUCUCUCCAGAAAACCUGUUACCUGCAGGGAAGAGCCGUCUCGGCCUCCUGCCGUCCUAUCAUCUGGCCACCUCUGGCCACCUCCAGAGCAGAGCCUCAGGGUGGCGUCCAUGGUGCCACCCACCCUGGCUGCCUGGCUGCCCCGCGGCCUCCUGUGGUUUCAUGUGGGGGAUGCGAAUGCAUGUGGGAAAACAGAAGCGGACACUUUGGCUUCGUUCUGAAGAUCUACGGCCAAGUGCUGUUAUCAGAAACCUUCUCUCAGGCUGUGUUAUGGGCUAAACUGUGUCCCUAAACUGAUGUGUGACGUCCUAACCCCAGGACUCAAGAGAGCGGCUGCACUGCAGACUGGCCUUCGGAGGUGAGUGAGGUCAUGCGAGGUCACAGGGUGGCUCCGGACCGUCUGACUGUGUCCUCGUCAGAGCUGAUCACACACAGGGGCAUGUGGGGUGUGGGCAUGGGCAGAGACAGCCGUGCACCCUCCGAGGAGAGAGGACACAGAGCCCACCCGACACCAGCUCCCAGAGUCCAGGUCUGAGCCCUUCCCCACGGCAACGCCAGCAAACCUGCUCGGACUGAAAAUGCAGACCGGGCUCUGCCGGUGAAGGUCGCGCACGCCUGUCCUGAGACCCCUCCCUGAAGCUGAGUUUGCACGGGGCUGCCCCCCGUGUGGCAGAGGGUCGACACAGGAGGGCACCAAGGCCCAGGCUGCCAAGUGGAGUCACCAGCGCCACCUCUGAGACUUCGCCCCUGAAAGUCAACGUGGGAUCAUCCAAAGGCUCAGCAGACCCAGCACCAGCAGUGCCCUCGGAGCCACGUGAGGCCCGGCCGCCCGGCCCCGUCUCUGCUGAGGGGCCAGGGGCCCAGAAGGAGCACCACUCCAGCCACGGCCUGCACGAAGGGCGGCUAGCUGGCCUCUGGCCUCUGACAUUGCAGUGAUGUCACAGGGGCCACCUAGCAACGGGCCCUGGCACCUCGGGCUGUUCCUCGUGCAGAGCCUAGAAGACAUGCUCUCCAUCUAAGGCUGUGUGAGAGCCAGCAUCCUUCUUUCCCACGACCUGAAGGCGGGACGAUGGAGAAGGACCCCUCAGCCGCACACAGGAGGCACCGGCUGGGUCCCGGCGCCCCUCCCUUGGCUGUGGGCCCCGGGCACUUCAAGGCAGCCAGCGAGAUGACUGACUUGCAGAGAAGCAGGAGUGUGGGUGGCCUGCACCAGAAGGGGGACCCUCCCAGCUGCAUCAAGAGGCUGUGCAAGGAGCUAGGUGGGGGCCGGCGGCACGCGGCUCUCCUGGGGCCAGGGUCGGGGGUUGGGCCACCUCCUGGCUUCCACUGCCCCUGCCUAAAACCCCAGAGGCCGGAGUUCCCGUCGUGGCGCAGUGCUGACUGCAAGCCAGCCGCUUCCUCUGCAGAGUCUGAAGACCAGGGGAAGGACCUCAAAAGUGAUGCAGAAGAUGCCAGCUGCCAGCCUAACCUGGAGGAGGACAAGCAGGAACAGCACCAGGAUGCCCUGGGGAAGGAGGACCGUGAGGGCGACAGGGCGGAGCCUGAGGCUGUGAACACCCCCGAGGCCAGCGUCCAGGAGGAGCAGGACGGAGGGCAGAGCGUGGACAAGUGCACCCCGGAGGCUAAGGAGCAGGAGCCAGAGUCCGUAAAACUGGCUGACCUGCUGGAAAAAGAGGCAAGAGCUUUUCACUUUGCAGGGAGGGUGGGAGGCCACCCCUCCAACUCCCUCACGGACGAGCUGCCACGGACGGCCCCUGCCAAGCCUGGCUGUGUCUGGUGGUCCCGGACCCAGGCAGCCACAGGACAGAGCCCAACUCGCGGCCCGGAACCUGCACUCCUCCCCAGCUCGCCCAAACCCAUCAGCCGCGCCUCUGGCUUCCAUCCACAGAAACCGUCUGUGUUUGUGGAGAUUGACCUGGGAGACCACGCCGAGGAGGUGAUCACAUGUGCCAUGAAAGAAGAGAAGCCGUCCCAGCUGGACAUGGGGGAUCUGUCAGAGGACGAGACCGGCUGGGUGUGCUGCAUCCCCUACUCCACCAGAAAGAAGGCCAAGGAGAGCGCGUAGCUGCGAGAGAAGGUAAUUCACACGGGUAGGGGGUGGGGGGCCCCCCCGCCGGCCCGGGUCCACCCGACACCCACCCCUCUGCCCAGGUACGGGGUCUCCACUUCAGUCUCCUGGGGUCGGCCAGACCCGAGAGGGGCCCAGAGAGACACCGCACGAACCUCUCUCCCCACCCCAUGUGGGGAUGGAUUUGGCUACACCAGACAUAGCCUGGCAGCUGACUUUCUGCCCCAGGCACUGUUUCAGAGGCUCUGUGACCACCACACGUGACCCCCACGGCUCGGAAGCGAUGACGCCAUCUCUUAAAAAGACCCAAUAAAGAGGGAUGGAGGAUGUGCUCCCUCUCGAGGCCGAGGGCUGUCCCUUCUUUUCAUACCUCUCAUCCCACAAAAUGUAAAUUAGGGAAGGGAGGCGGCUCAGGACCGGCCUGUGUGCACGUGCACACAUAGCACACGUGACGCGCGGUCCACAUGCCCAUGCACGGCCACACAGGAGCGUGCAGGAGGACAUGGGCAGGGGCCAAGCAGCAUCUCUGAGACCGGAGGUCAGAGGACACAGGUGAAACCCUCGAAGGCCACCAUGGGCGUCAGCUCAGUUCUCCCCCGCGGCCACCACUGCCCAACAGGAGAACCGGCCCAAGAAGCUGGCCGGGGGCGGGGUGCUGCCCAGCUGUCGGAACCGAGCAUAGACGAGGCAACUCAGCUGACCACUCGUGGUGUGCUGGGCACAGGACUGACCCCAUGGCCCCCUAGAAUCUGGGGCUGCUGCUUGUCCCCUGGAGACGGAAGCAUCACGCUAGUGACAGGGAUGGAGUAGACACAGGUAGCUGUCGAAGUCCCCAUAAGGGACCACAGGUGAGAGGGAAACCCAGGGGAGGCUGGGAGAUCACUGUAAGUUAAUAAUUGCUCAAGAAAGCCAUCAGAACAAGGCAGGCUGCUUGACUGGUGGAAGUUCGAGAAUUGCCUCAGGUCUUUGGGUGCGGGAUGGGGUGAGGUCUGCAUUCAGGUUCAGAAGAGAAAGGAAGAGGCAGGCUUUCCCCACUCCCACUCCCCUUGGAGGAUAAAACUGUAGCCCACCUAAUGCUCGGGUAGAGCCUCCUUGCCUGCCUGCUUGCAUC